Molecule: messenger RNA, 3055 nt
Organism: Fundulus heteroclitus (mummichog)
Lineage: Eukaryota; Metazoa; Chordata; Actinopteri; Cyprinodontiformes; Fundulidae
Gene: zw10
Product: zw10 kinetochore protein
Exons: 16
Coding region: 142-2445 (767 amino acids)
Biological process (GO): mitotic spindle assembly checkpoint signaling; endoplasmic reticulum to Golgi vesicle-mediated transport; mitotic cell cycle
Cellular component (GO): chromosome, centromeric region; RZZ complex; nucleus
Source: RefSeq, a predicted model, not a curated record
CGCCGACCUCAACCAAAACUAAACAGAGGAAAUAGCGGAGAGAGGCGGGCUGUAGCGGUUGGCGCCGGGCGGGUGGACGGUUGAAGUUGUUCUGCUGAUGUGUCACCGUGUUGUUAAAACAUUAUAACGUCGCUCUCCGCGAUGGCUUCGUUCGUAACCGAGGUGCUCGCCAGCUCCGGGAAGCUGGAGAAAGAGGACCUGGCCAGCAAAAUAAGCAAGAUGUCCCGGAAGGUGGACGAUACCAAGGAGGAAGUGUGCGACAUGAUAAACAAGAAGUACAGCGAGUUUUUACCAAACCUUCAGGCAUCAGAGGACCUAAUGCAGCAGGUCGACGCAGUUUCCAAAGAGAUGGAGGUUCUUAAAAACUGCAUAGAAUGUGAGGUGCAGAAAAACAUCCACGUGGCGGCGAACGAAUACACAAAGCUGAAGCAGCAGCUGGAGAAGAACACUACGGUCAUAAAAAUGCUCGAACACUUAAAAGAGUUUCACAGUUCGAUGGAGGACUUCAACAAAGCACUACAGGAGAAGAAGUAUGUGGACGCCGCCACCCAUCUAGGAACGGCAAGGAAAAGCGUGGAUUCGCUGAAGGACUGGAAAACAUCCGAGCUGCCGCUGCUCAGUUCUCUGAGCUCUGAGCUGACGGUGCAGAGAGAGAAUCUGAUUUAUCACCUGGGGGACGAGUGGAAGCGCCUCGUCGUCUGGAGACUACCGUCCUCCAAGGACGCUGCCGGUCCGACGGCCUUCCACAAGGUAGACCUGGUGCUGAGCGCCGCCUGCAGCAAAGACGACGAGCCGAAGCCGACCCCUCUGCUCUGCUCCAUCCUGCAAGCUCUCGCUGUCCAGGGAGACCUUCAGAGCAAGAUCAAGCUCUUCAGUCAGGUCCUUUUGAAGAACAUGCUGAAGCCGCUGGUCAUGUACGCGUCUCUUAUACUGACUGUAUCAAAGCAGCAAGGCGAGGGAAUCAUCCUGAGCCUGGAGUGCUUAGACGAGGACCAUGAGAGGAGAUCCAAGCCCUCAGAGGUCUACUCCAAACUUCUGCUGAUGCUAAAUACGCUACACUCACACCUGCUGGAUGUGUCCAUCGGAGAUAAAAAGCUCUCCGCUAUCCUCGGGGAGCUGAUUUGGGAGGAAAUGUCAAAGUGCAUCAUCCACGAGUGUCUUGUCUACUCUAUACCCACCAACAGCAGCGAACUGGAAAGAUACAACAUCGUGAUUAAAGAGACGGAGGCGUUCGAGAAGGCUCUGGCGGACAUGGAGUUUCUGCAGGGCGACUCCACCGACCUGCUCAAAUACGCCCGCGACGUCAACUGCCACUUUGCCAGCAAGAAGUGCCGCGACGUCAUCGUGGCGGCGCGCAAACUCAUGACCUCCAAGAUGCACAACACCGUUAAAAUCAGCCCAGAGUCGAAGCUGCGGCUCCCUAAGCUGCGUCCUCCCAGUUCAGAGGUGAAAGUGAAGCAGGAGGUGGUGAAGGAAGAGGCGACGAUGGAGAACUCCAAGCAGUUGUCCGCCUGCAGUCUGCGCCUGCCAGCCUGUCGCAUCAGCGAGUCGGUGCAGCAGCUGAUGGAGCUGGCAGUCAACACGCUGUGCGAGGCCGUUGGAAGCUCCACACAGUGCGCCUUGCAGCUCUUCUUCACCGUGAGAAACAUUUUUCAGCUCUUCUAUGAUGUUGUGCCGACGUACCACAAGGAGAACCUGCUGAAGUUUCCUCACCUCGCCGCCGUGCAGCACAACAACUGCAUGUACCUGGCGCACCACCUGCUCACCCUGGGUCACCUGUUCAGAGCCCACCUGCCGCAGCCCCUCAGUGAGGGCGUUGCGACCUUCGUUGACAUGGUGCCUGGAUUCAGGAAACUGGGAGCUCAGUGCUUCUUAGCCCAGCUAAACGUCCAGAGAGCCGAACUCCUCGAGAGACUGUCCACCGCUCACAACUUCUGCAACCUGGACGAUGAAGACAACUACAUCGCAGCCAGCAAAGCAGUACGACAGGUCAUUCAUCAGCUGAAGCAGCUGGGCACCGUGUGGCAGGACGUGCUUCCAGUCAGCAUCUAUUGUAAAGCUAUGGGCAACCUGCUCAACACGGCCAUCACAGAAAUCCUCGCUAAAAUCAUGAUGCUUGAGGACAUUUCCUCUGAGGACGGUGAGCACCUCCACACGCUGUGCCAAACCGUCAUCGAGGAAGGCCCGCUGGUGUUCAUCCCUCUGGCCGAGGAGAACAAAAACAAGCGAUAUCAGGAGGAGGUGCCGCUCUACGUGAAGAAGUGGAGCACUUUCAAGGAGCUCGUCAUCGUGCUGCGAGCCAACCUGCAAGAGAUCGUUGACAGGUGGGCUGAUGGUAAGGGUCCGCUGGCCGUCGAGUUCUCCAGUUCGGAGGUGAAGAGUCUGAUCCGGGCUCUGUUUCAGAACACGGAGCGGAGAGCUGCUGCUUUGACCAAAAUCAAGUAGACUGUUGGACAAAAACAACCCAGACCACCAAGCAGACGUGUUGCACUUUUUUUUUCCCCCCUCAGCGGGAAAAUCUGACCUUGCCUUUACUCGUUUGUUUUCUGCUAAACUCUUACCUGCAUGAAAGAUUAUCAGACAGUUUAAGACGGGUGGAGGGUGUUAUUCCUGCAGAUCGACCGUACAGAACAUUUCUCCGCCUCAGAGGUGAAGAAGCUGUGGAGGUUUUCUGCUGCAUAUUCCUCCGAGCUGCUACAACCAGGAGCUUUCACCUGUUCUCGUGUGACGACAUUUCCAGACUUAAUUAAAUCUCAGCUUUGUUUAGCUUUUCUCUGGAUGGUCAUUUUUACAAGGUUCAUGUUUGACGUUUAACAUCCAAUUUGGAACUGAACUCUUCUGUUAUGUAUUUAUUUGCUCAAAUGAACCAAAUUGCAUCUUUUUUUUUUUUUUUCAACCUUGCCUACAUCAAUAACAUUUUCUCAUAAUAACGUUAACAAAAAAAACCACAUUUUAAGCCAGUUUUCAUCCAUAAAAGGAAACGUUUAGUCCUGCCAACUUGCCUUGAUAUUAUCUGAUAAUGUGUUUGGGUGGUUAUUAAAUGCUUAAAACCAUG